This is a messenger RNA of Cladocopium goreaui, 2932 nucleotides long. The record is from the annotation of a GenBank genome assembly. NCBI's taxonomy places the organism in Eukaryota, Dinophyceae, Suessiales, Symbiodiniaceae.
AUGCCCGGGCCGCGUGAGGAAGGACGGUGGCGAUUGAUCAACCCACUGAACAUCCGUUUCUCACAGCCUCGGAUCGCUCCGCACUUUCGGGACGGGCACUUGAUCAAGGACUCUGCUUGCGAGGUCUUUGAAGCGCCAUUGCAGGAUCGACACUUUGCAGGCGCAGCCUCCGAGGAUGCGGCUGAUGGAGUCCCAGUCUACGAUGUGGUUUUGGUGCCACCCUUCCCUGCGAUUCGGGUGAUCUCUUGGCUGCCCAAGCUUCGGCGGCCAGAUGGGGAGGCCGAACGUGAUGCGAACGGGGAUCAACUCUUGGGCAUGCGGGCCUGGUUUGCUUUGGACAAUCGACGGCUCUACUCACUACAGUGUGCGGCUGCAAAAAGAUGGCCGCGACAGUGUUGUGUGGUAGUACGCUGCAUUGAGGAAGUUCCUGGUGGCGAAGGUUUGCGGGAACUAAGAAAGUUUCGGACCACAACAGAAGGAAGGUCCGUUGAAGUGGGUGCGCGGGCUGGCGAAACCCGAGCUUUCACUUGGUUGCAGGCUGCCCCUCCUGGUGCCAUUGCGCGCGGUAUGGAGGUGGAAGGCCUCUUUCCUGAGGACUUGUUUGAUGCCUGGCAGUGGGCUCCACAGGCAGUGGCAGCUGCUGCGCAUGCAGGUCAACAAGAAGAGGACAGGAUCAGACACAACCAGAGCUCGUGGGAGGAAAACGAGAAGAAUUUUGGCGGCAGUGAAGGCCAGAGCUCUUGUUUGUUCAGCGUGGGACAGAUUGCUCAAUCCGCGUUUAUUUGGUGUGACUGCGAGGUGGCCCCUUGCCAACCCGAGAAUCAGCUCAAUGCAAGCAUGGGCCUGAUGGUUGCUCGGUCUCCAAGCACCCUCAGGGCCCUUUUGGUGGUGUUGCAGCUCAGUGGCGCAGUUGAGAGCCAACAUCGACUUCAUUUGGAUAGCCAGGGCCGCCUUGCAGCUGUGUCAGCACAUGCCAGCUUCAACUGGAGGAGCCACCAGCCAUUAUUUCCUGUGAAAUAUGAAUUUGAUGUGUCUGACUUAAAAGAAGACGAGGGCUUGACGAUGGUCUUCGACAAGACGGUCCAGGCGCUGAUGGUAGAGGAGGGAAUGUCGCCACAGGCUGGAGUUGCUUGGGGGAAGUUCUCAGAUGACAUCCAGCGAACUGGUUGGUCGGAACUUCACGUUCAGACAUCCGACGAUCAGAACAUGGCAAACGACGUGAAGAUGUACGCUGCUGGUUACAUCGAAGGUUUGCUGACCUGCGUGAGAAUUUCUGAGUACUACUCCAACAGUCAAAAGCUUCUUCUAAUGAAGGACAAGACGGCCAAUGCAUUGCCAUCAAUUAGAAAGCUGUUCCAGAAUCAGCUAGCACACGCGCGCUCUAUGACGAACAUGGAGUAUCAUAUCUUUUCGGAAGAACCUGAAGAUCCUUAUUGGAAACAGGUUCGAUAUGCGUUCUUUCAGAUGUGGGGCGUGCUUGAUGGUUAUAAUGCAGCAUCUCUGCGCUUUGGUGGAGAGAUGUUGGAGUUGGACGACAUGCUCUUCAUGAAUGCUGGUGGAGAGCUUGCUCAACUUAUGCAGGCCUACUCUCCAGAGCGUCGAGAGCACCGGGCUGCUAGAUCUCAGGCACCUUCUUUCCUCCAACAGCGCAGCCGGCGCCAAGUGGAGGACCCACUAGAUGAUGCUCAUUGGGAGCGCCGACUCAUUGAGAGCGGACGGUGCUCUGCUUUGGUGCGCUUGGGGGAUGGAGAUACUGACAUUUUCAUGGGUCACACUACCUGGGACGAUUAUAGCAAGAUGACUCGAAUCUUCAAGUUCUACAACUUCUCCCUUCCUGCUGCAGAGACGGCUGCAACCCAGAUGUCAUUCUCCUCCUAUCCUGGAGCAAUCACCAGCACAGAUGAUUUCUAUAUGCUGAACAGUGGCAUUGUGACUAUGGAGACCUCCUUGGUGGUCCUGGAUGACAACGUUUGGGACAAGGUUCUGGACUUCCCUCGCUUUCGGAGCGUUCCGAAUUUCAUGCACCUCAUGGCAGUAAAUCGCCUGGCCAAGAGUGCUGCUGAUUGGGUGCGACUCUUGUCAAAGACAAAUACGGGAACUUUUGCUGCGCAAUGGAUGGUGUCUGAUUACAAUCUGUUCGAAAGUGGCAAGCCGGUGCCCGACAGCACCUUCUGGGUGGUGGAAAUGAUCCCUGGUGUCUCUGAGAUGCGGGACAUGAGCAGGUAUCUGCGUCAGAACAGGUAUUGGGCAUCCUUCAAUCGGCCCUUCUUCGGGAAGACCCGAGAGCUGCCAGGCUUUAGCAAUGCUGAGCGUACCCAUGGAGCGCUCUAUUCAUACCAGGGCAACCCUCGUGCUGUGGCCUUCCAAUUGGUUGCACCUACCAUCAAUGCCUUGCAAGAAAUGCGGAAUAUCAUGACGCAGAAUUCGUACCCAGCAGGAGGUACUCCGAGUGACCCAGGACAUCAGAUUUCUGCGCGAAUGGACCUUAGCCCCAUCCUGAAGUUCCCCAACGGCGGCAUUGACGCAAAGGUGGUGAACCGCUGCUUGCUGAAGAAGCUGCAGGCGCAGGUGAUCAGUAGCCCCAGCCAUCAGAGCCAGACGCCUUUUCAGUGGACUUCGGAGAAUGGUACAGAGCUUUGGCCAGAAUUUCCCCACACUGGACUUCCCAACCGUUGGAACUUCGACUUCGUGACUUUGACACGAUUUUCAGAUGCAACAGAAACUGGUAUGAACUUAUCCAGUGGUUCACUCAUUGAAAUCCUGGAAAGUUGUAUGCCUCAAAUAUGCGGAGAACCUUUCCUGUAGCUGCCUUGCACCCUCCUCCACUGCAGGUUCAGGUCACCGAGUUUGGCCAAUCACAGCUGAUGGAUGAAAGCGAUUGCUGAGAGGCUAAGUGGCUCGAUGUCAACCUCCAUUAACUUUUGGAGUGAUG